Cuscuta campestris is the source of this 3323-nucleotide messenger RNA. NCBI's taxonomy places the organism in Eukaryota, Viridiplantae, Streptophyta, Magnoliopsida, Solanales, Convolvulaceae. The record is from the annotation of a GenBank genome assembly.
CAGAAAAACUAAAUAAUUAAUCACAUUAGGUUUUUGGUUUAAUGAAUUGUCAUCUUUUCUCCAUUUCCAAGCUUUAGAGUUUUUUUUAUGCCAGAUGGAGAGGCACAAAAAGAUUUAAUUUUUUAAGUUCCAGCAUUAUUUUAUCACCUCCCCAUCGUGUUUCAUGUGAUUGAUUCCUGGAGGUACCUUCAGUUUUGCUCGCCUUAAGUGGAGGAAAUGGAAAAUAUGAAGAGAGAUAUUCCCUCUGAAUCCUUUCCGGGAACUACUGAAGUAACAUCAUCAACUACGGAUGAUUCACCGGAUAGGGUAUCCGAAACGGAUAAAAGUAUGAGUCAAAUUGUAGAAUUUGAGGCACACGCUUCGCCUGUGGAUGAUUCCAUAUGUGAUCAUCCUAGACAGGAUCAGAGUAAUUUGUCCACAUCAGGCAUAAAUUUGAUUUUGAAGUCUCCUUGUGAAGUUGAUUAUUGUGGAAUUGUGGAAUCUCCUAUGAUUAUUUCUCCACUCAAAGAUGAAUCAUCAUCACUCAGUUCCGUUUCAUCGGAUACGAAACCUGUUGAAGCAUCACAACCACUUGUUGAUACCUCAGACUUCUUAUUGACGGAUUCAGAGAGUGCAAAGUUUCAAGAGGGAGUAACAAAGGAACAUGAAACAACUCCGUUGGAUCCGGCUAUAGAUCUUCUUGGAGACAUAAUUAUCACUUCUCAACACAAUGACAAUGCCAGCGAUGAUAAUUUAACAUCCUCUUCCCGUCCAGAAACGAGAGAGGCCGCUGAUGAUAUUGUCAAUCAGUUGUUGCCAUUGGAUUUGGACAGCGCUGCUCACCUCCAAGCCAAUGUUUCUGAUCAUCUGGAGCCAUCACGUGACACCGAUCUGCUCGUGACCAGUUUUUCGGAUCAGCACACGGCAGAUGUUCCAGUUCAUGUAAUGCCAUUAGAUGGUGCUGUUGAUCAGCAGUCAUUAGCCAAAGUUUCCACUCAUUUAGUGCCAUCCCAUGAUGAUGAUGAUGAUGAUCAUGAUGAUGAUGAUGCUAGGUUACGCCAAGCGAAAAUUAGCAGCUUUGCUGCUAAACAGUCAGCCUCUUUCCCUUCCAAUCGUCCUGAAAAUGCAGGCAUUGACAGAGUUCAGAUCGACACGGCAAUGCCUAUUGAAUCUGUGAAGCAUGCUGUUUCUAAAUUUGGAGGAAUUGUUGAUUGGAAGGCUCAUCGAAUUCAGACUGUGGAGAGGCGGAAGUGUAUUGAUCAAGAGCUAGAGAAACUGCAGGAGGAGAUUCCGAUAUUCAAAAAGCAAUGCGAAGAAUCUGAAGAGGCUAAAAUGCAAGUGUUAAAGGAGUUGGAUGGAACGAGAAGACUGAUAGAGGAAUUGAAGCUCAACCUUGAGAGAGCACAGACAGAAGAGCAGCAGGCGAGGCAGGACUCCGAGCUUGCGAAGCUGAGAGUGGAAGAGAUGGAGCAAGGGAUCGCCGACGAGGCCAGCAUUGCAACCAAAGCCCAACUCGAGGUUGCCAAAGCACGACACGCCUCCGCCGUGUCGGAGCUCCAGACGGUGAGGUCCGAGCUGGAACAACUCCGCGCAGACUACGCGGUGCUGGUGUCCGAGAGAGACGCGGCGGUGAGGAAGGGGGAGGAAGCCGUCUCCGAGUCGAAGGAAGUCGAGAAGUGCGUGGAGGAUCUGACGGUUGAGCUGAUAACGAUGAAGCAAAACCUAGAGGCGGCGCACGCCGCGCAUCUGGAGGCGGAGGAUCAUCGAAUCGGAGCGGAUCUGGCGAGAGAGCAAGACACACUUUACUGGGAGGAAGAAGUGAAGAAGGCCGAAGAUGAAAUAUCUAGGUUAAAUCAACAGAUCCUCUCUGCAAAUGAACUGAAAUCAGAUCUGCAAACCGCUUCGGCUUUGUUACACGACUUGAAGGCAGAACUCGCCGCUUACAUGGAGACGAAGCCUCAACAACACGAAGAAGCCGAUGUGGGAAGAACUCAUUCUGGAAUCCAAGCGGCGGUGGAAUCAACCAGAAGAGAGAUUGAAGAAUUGAAGCUUCAAGCAGAGAAAGCUGCUUCUGAAGUGAAUUGCUUGAGAUUAACCGCCGCGUCGUUAGAGACAGAACUGGAAAGAGAGAAGGCUGAACUCGCCGGUACUCAACAGAGAGAAGAAAUGGUGUCGAUCUCUGCUGCAUCCAUUGAAGCUGAGCUGAACAGAACCAGAUCCGAUAUUUCCCUCGCGCAGAUAAAAGAGAAAGAAGCAAGAGAGAGGAUGGUGGAGCUUACAAAGCAGUUGCAGGUGGUUGCUCAAGAUGCAAAUCAGGCAAAAUCUCUUGCUGAAACAAGACAGGCAGAACUAUGGAGGGCAAAGGAAGAAGCCGAGCAGGCCAAGGCAGAAGCUAAUGCUAUAGAUAAUCAACUACAUGCAGUUCAUAAGGAGAUAGAAGCUGCAAAAGCUGCAGAGAAACUGGCAUUAGCAGCCAUGAACGCACUGGAAGAGAGCGAAUCAGCUCGAAAGAACAAAGAAUGGGAUUCGCCAACUGGUGUGAAAAUAUCCUUAGAAGAGUACUAUGAGUUAAGCAAACAGACACAUGCUGCAGAAGAAGAAGCAAAUGCAAGAAUCGCAGCUGCCAUGUCCCAAAUCGAUGUCGCCAAAGAGUCAGAACUCAAGAGCAUGAAGAAGCUUGAGGAUGUCAACCAACAGUUGGCUGGGAAAAAGAAAGCACUAGAAACUGCAGUGCAGAAAGCUGAGGAAGCCAAGGGAGGGAAGCUUGCUGUGGAACAGGAGCUGAGGAAAUGGAGGGAAGUGCAUGAGGAAAGACGGAGAAUCAGCGAAUCUGUUAACCGAAAUAGCUGCCCAAGAUUGAGUUUUGAAGACAGGAAAGAACAUGAUGCAUCCAUACUCCAUCAUAGGUCUCCAAAAGGAAACGUGCACGAAAGCAAUCAUGAGAAUCCAUUUACGCAAGAAGGCAGCGUGGAACACGAACCAUCUCUUGAAGCCACAAAGACCACGAAGAAGAAGCGAAGAUCCUUCUUCCCUCGGAUUUUCAUGUUCUUGGCCAGAAAAAAGAGCUCCAAGACAGCAUGAUGAUGCCCUCUAUGUGAACUACCCUUAUACUGUUCUUUAAGAGAUGUUGAUAGAUUGAUUCGGUGCGUAUAGUUUACAUACGGGAACAUAAUUGUAAGUGCACAUUUUGUUCAUUGUUUUGUGUACAUAUCAAUAUAUAUCAUUCACAGUUGGAAUAUUGGAGUUUUUGUCAUUUCGAGUUGGUGUUUCAACUGUUUUUUACAUUCACAGCUCUAAUACAGAGAUCAACAGUGUGAAGAACACAAGAAAGGAGGGAAUAAAAU